Messenger RNA from Puccinia triticina, 861 nucleotides. RefSeq lists its product as uncharacterized. Gene Ontology annotation, biological process: carbohydrate metabolic process. Gene Ontology annotation, molecular function: hydrolase activity, acting on carbon-nitrogen (but not peptide) bonds. The transcript is spliced from 10 exons. The record is from RefSeq and is a predicted model, not a curated record. Bases 1 to 861 code for a protein of 286 amino acids. Lineage: Eukaryota; Fungi; Basidiomycota; Pucciniomycetes; Pucciniales; Pucciniaceae.
AUGCCAAAUCCUAGAAUCAUUCACAGUUUUGGAAUGGGGCUUGCCUUCAUGAUCACGCUGGUAUUACUUUUGAAAAAUGACAAAGUGGCCGGCCUGAACGUCAACCGUGAUCAGUCGUUAAACAAGAGGGAGCUUACUGCAAGAGCUGGCGGGGCCGUCCCCGUUUAUAGCACCUGCAGAACCCCUGGAUCCUUUGCACUCACAUUUGAUGAUGGGCCAUACAACUUUGGCUCGAAACUGGAUAAAACCUUAGAUGCUUCGAAUGCUAAAGCCACUUUUUUCGUGAACGGGAACAAUUAUGGAUGCAUUUACGACUAUGCUGAUGUUCUGCUUGAAAGAUUCAACAAGGGGCAUUUGAUUGCGAGCCAUACCUGGUCUCAUGUUCAUUUGAACGAAGGUUCUUACCAACAGAUUUCUCAUCAACUGGAGGUACUAGAAACGGCUAUGAUAAAAAUCUUGGGAGUUAAACCCAAAUAUAUGAGAGCUCCUUACGGUGAAUAUAAUGACCUGGUGUUGCAGGUUUUGAGUGACAGAGGAUAUAAAGGAAUGAUCAUGUGGUCACAAGAUGCUGAAGAUAGUCUCGAUUCACCUGCGAGUCCAUCUCAAAUCAUCGAAAGCUACAAAUCUUACCCCGAGAAAACGAUUGUUUUGAAUCAUGAAACGAAGGAGUCGACCGUCAAUGAAGUUAUGCCACGUGUAAUCCCGAUUCUAAAGCAGAGAGGAUUCAGCUUAAAAACAGUCCCUGAUUGUUUAAAUCUAGGCUCAAAUCCACGUGAUUGGUAUGUUUCGGUUCAGAAACCCGGAUCCAGAGAUAAAACAUGGACUUGCAAUGGCACCCCUGAGCCUGGAAAAUUUGAAUAG